CACCGACAGACAGACGCAGGCAGCUUCCCAGGCCAGUCAUGGCAGACAGGAAGGACAGCAAGGGCCCGGGCCGAGCACCGCUGAGGAAGAAGGAGAAGAAGGCGGAAGCCAAACCAGAGAAGGUUCCGGAGAAAGAGAAGGUUCCGGAGAAAGAGAAGGGAAAGGAGAAAGAGAAAGGAAAGGAGAAAGAGAAGGCGGAGGAGCAGCAGCAGCAGCAGCAGCAGCAGCAGCAGCCGGUGCAGCAGCCGGUGCAGGCGGAGGGGGCGAAGCCGGGGGACAAGCCGGGGGAGAAUGGGGCGACCCCGGAGGGGGCAGCAGCCACUGGCGAUGAUGGAGAGUUCCAGUUCCAGCCCAUUGAGCUGCCUCCCUGGGAGAUCAUUGAGGGAGAACGGAUAGACCCCUUCUCCUUCAAGUUCCAGUUUAAGAACGUGGAGUAUUCCUCGGGCCGAAACAAGACCUUCCUGUGCUUCCUGGUGGACUCGCAGGCGCCCGAGGGCGAGGUCAGGCGGGGCUACCUGGAGGACGAGCACUCGGGCACGCACGCCGAGGAGGCCUUCUUCCACCUGGUGCUGCCGGAGUACGACCCGGCGCAGCGAUACACGGUCACCUGGUACGUCUCGUCCAGCCCCUGCCCGGCCUGCGCCGCCAAGCUGGCGGAGGUCCUGCGGGCGCGCCAGACCCUGCGCCUCACCAUCUUCUCCGCCCGCAUCUUCAUGUGGGAGGAGCCCGAGGCGCAGGCGGGCCUGAAGGCGCUGGCCGCCGCCGGCUGCAAGCUGCGCAUGAUGAAGCCCACGGACUUUACCUACACCUGGGAAACCUUCGUGGACCACGAGGAUCAGAAGUUUGAACCCUGGGAGGACUGCAAGGAUAACUACGACUACUACCAGGAGAAGCUAGCCGACAUGCUGCAGUAACAGGCCUGCUGCUGGAUGAAAGCGCACAUACAAGCUCCUGCUUCCGGGCAUUCUGCAUCUGCUUUAAGACCUGAGUAUAUGUGUCCUUCCUGGCCCUACAAAAAGUCUCCCUCUUUCACCCUGCUAUAGAAACAAAGCCUUUCGCCUUAUAAAAAAAACCCACUAUAUUGGAUGCUAUGGAGCUACACUCUAUUCCCUUCUCUCAAAGGCAUAAUUUAAAGUCCCUACAAGGGGCUGUUUUUAACCCCAGAGCUGGGCCCGAAAAUUUAUCUCCAAGCUGCCCUUCAGCACUCAGGGGACCCUCUGUCAAAACAAUCUGAGAUGUUACCAUGACACCUGGUCCAAAAACUAAUGCUGCGCUCACAUUAAGAAAUGUCCAUCAACUGUUUCACCAGCUUUUCUCAAGCAUGUAUUCCCUUUGCUUAAGCACCAGUGCUAUCCUUUUCAACACCAAUCAAAAAAAAAUAGUUCUGUAAAUUAAUUAUUGGAGGACAAAUCUUAUCUAAUCUCAUGACAUUGUUGUUGUUUUUUAUAUCUUAAAAAAAAGCCUUACCGUCUUGAAAUUCAUACCGAGUAUGCCCUUAGGUUUAAAAAUGAUAUUCAGAUAUUUAGGUUUUAGAUUUUUUAUAUUUUGAUAUAUUCAUUAAUUAAAGAAUCAAACAUUUUAUUAGAGGAAAAAAAAUCCCAUUUGGUACAGUUUAAAACAUGUUGGGGAUGAACUGUCAUGUUGUAUGGGACAUAAUUUCAAAUAAUUUUCAUGAAACACAUCUAUGUUUGUUUUCAUGCAACUUUAGUAUUCUGAAGAAGGUUCUCCUGAAAAUGUUCGUACUGAGUAUUUAGUCUACUGUUAGUGAUGACUGCAGUUAGCUUUUCUUGCAGUUUAUCUUUUGUUUACAACAUGUUUUAUUGUGCAAUUAAAGUCAUAAUGCACUAAAGUAAACCAAGAAGCUGAGAUGUUCAUGUUAUUCUACAAACCUGUUCUAUAAAUGUAUACAAAUAUUUAAUUAAUAAUUUUAGACAUAAAGUGCAAGCAAAGAUUAAAAUCAUGCUAAUAGCAGCUUUAAAAAACUUGUACUGAAUCAUUUGUUAAUGAAAUAUUGUACAUUAAAAGUGUCAAAUGACACAACUGUUAGGGAUAGCUCCUUAGGAUUGUGCCUAGGAUUUCGUGGUGUAGGUUACUGGCAAUAGCAAUUUAAUAAAUGCUUUCCCAAAUAUAAACGAAAAUGAA
Messenger RNA from Anguilla anguilla (European eel), 2142 nucleotides. RefSeq names its product apolipoprotein B mRNA editing enzyme, catalytic polypeptide-like 2a (gene apobec2a). Gene Ontology annotation, biological process: cytidine to uridine editing. Gene Ontology annotation, molecular function: RNA binding; cytidine deaminase activity. The transcript is spliced from 3 exons. Bases 39 to 914 code for a protein of 291 amino acids. The record is from RefSeq and is a predicted model, not a curated record. Gene Ontology annotation, cellular component: cytoplasm; nucleus. Lineage: Eukaryota; Metazoa; Chordata; Actinopteri; Anguilliformes; Anguillidae.